CGAUGACAAGCGUCUCAUUCCUAUUCGACUGAUCGAGUCGCUCUUUCCGUCGGAGCCAAACAAAGGCCAUGUUUACCUUGGAGGCCGCGGUGUGGGCUUUGUUACUUUGUAGCUGAAAUCUUCGACCUCGCGCUUUUCCUUUUCCGAACACCCAUCAGUAUAUCGUCCCUAAACUCAGUCAUACCUCUAUCCCAUUAUCACUUUCAUACCUCAAAGUUAUUCCAUAACACCAACAAGUCGGACAGCGCCAUGCCUCCCAUCAUCCACUGCGUGCGCCAUGCGGAAGGCUUCCACAAUCUAAAUGUCGCGGCUCAUGCCCUGCAUGAUCCUCUGCUCACAGCAAAAGGCGAGGAACAAUGCAAGACGCUCCAGUCGACCUUUCCCUCAAUGGAUCACGUCGACGCUGUCAUAGCUUCUCCCAUGAAACGCACCAUCUGGACUGCCCUUCUCUCAUUCGCUCCGGCUAUCAAGAGCAAACAACUCAAGGUAUACGCCCUACCAGAGCUUCAAGAGACCUCAGACCUGCCUUGUGACACAGGAAGUAAAAUUUCGGAUCUCGAGGCCGAGUUCAAAGGUCAACCAAUCGAUUGGAGCUACAUGCAUACGCCUCCUGCCAAAGCCUGGAACGUCAAAUCGGGAAAGUGGUCUGCGACUGCUUCGGCUGUCGAUGAUCGCGCAAGAAUAGCCAGAGAAUGGUUGUACAGUCGCCCAGAGAAGGAGAUUGUUGUUGUUACUCAUGGUGGCUUCCUGCACUACCUUACCGAAGACUGGAUGGAUAAGCACAGCACGGCCGGUAAAGGUUGGCGUAACACCGAGUGUCGCUCGUACACCUUCGGCAAGAACCCCAAGAGUGGUAGACCCAUUCUCCUUGAGACAUCACAAAGCCUGGCAAAACGUGUGGGAAACGACACGCCGCUCAGCAGAGAAGAGCAAACCAACUUGCACCGCGUCAACACAAAGCAAAAGGCCGCAGAGGAGAAGGCCUACCAGAAGGCCACCGGCAUUCAAGCAAAGGUAUAAAUCUAUGCGGCUGCAUGAAUCCCUUUCGCAGGAGCAAGAAAAGCAUGGAAGGCAAUGUCUUGCAUUAUGGCGUGAAGCCGUGAUGGAUUGCGUUGCUUGAAAGCGCUUUGUUGAGGCUCUACCCUGAACUCAAAUAAGACCAGGACAAUCAAGUGGGACUGUUGCAGCAGAAGCGUCAAAGUCGGGAUUUGGGUGGUUACAACUAUGGUUUUUGAUGACUCUAGCGAGGAGAUGG
Molecule: messenger RNA, 1255 nt
Organism: Aureobasidium subglaciale EXF-2481
Lineage: Eukaryota; Fungi; Ascomycota; Dothideomycetes; Dothideales; Saccotheciaceae
Exons: 3
Coding region: 250-1020 (256 amino acids)
Cellular component (GO): cytoplasm
Molecular function (GO): phosphatase activity
Source: RefSeq, a predicted model, not a curated record